CUUGAAACCUUUAUCUGAUCAAUAAUGUGAUCAUCAGGUUUUAAAAUGUAUUUAAUUCUGGUAAUUCCUAUAUGUUUUCAGCAGUAAUAAUGCGCGAGUAGAGAAACCACCGUAUACAUUUAUAUCUAAUUCAUACUUAAUCAGUGCAGGGUAUCGUUGUGAAUCGUGCAUUAGUAUCUUUUGAGUUUGCGUUAAGGGUUACUUACAGUUCCGUUAACCCCAUUUAGACUUAACUGAAGGCGAUCUUUAUCAAGUUCAUGUACUGUGCAUUAUGUACAAUGUACGCAAGCCAUGUGUUUAUAAACUGAAUGUUUGUAAUAUUGUACGAUUAUUGACAACAGGGGUGUAUAUUUCUAAAAAUUACCCCCCCCCCUUUUAUGUACUUUAUACUCAGAAAUUGAAUUAUUUUCCCCAAUACAGCGGGAAAAAACCAAAAAGUAUUUUCAAGAAAAUAUACACCCCUGAUAUUGGAUAAUCUGACCCCGGCAUUAAAUUACUAGUAUUAUGACCCUAUUCUUGAGUUACUAAAUAUAUAUUUAGCUUGUAUUUUGUUCUAGUACACAUUGUACAUAAAUAUUUCAGAUCAAAAUGUCAGAUUUCAAGCUGCUUGUCUCAACCAAGGCCAAUGGACGAAUUCCAGUUGAGAAGUACAGAUCGUCCAGUACUGGACUAACAGUCGUCAUAGCUCAGGUUGAUGGACCGGUGGUCAACGGAUAUUUCUGUCUUGCGACGGAAGCGUUUGACGAUGACGGACUUCCUCAUACUCUGGAGCACCUGAUCUUCCUAGGGAGUGAGGAUUAUCCGUAUAAGGGUGUGUUAGAUCUGCUGGCCAACAGGAACCUUAAACUUAUUCAACUUUUAGAAAUGGUAACAGCGAUGUAUCCAGGAAACUGUGGGUAUAAAUCUGAAACUGGAGGAAUACUUCAAAACUUGAGAGAAUCAACUUCUAAUCAAAAGGUUCAGGAUUAUCAUAAAAGCUUCUACAGGCCUGAGAAUCUUUGUCUAAUCAUCACAGGUCGUGUUGCUCCUGAGGAAGUAUUUGCCAGUAUUCAAGGUUUUCAGACAAAGAUCUUGGAGAAGGGAGAAAGAGGGCCCUUUACUCGUCCUUGGCAGUCACCUGUUCCUAAACUAGAAGCAGCCAGAGAGCUUAAAGUCCUGUAUCCUGCCGAUGAAGAGGAUAAUGGAAUGGUCUAUAUUGCCUGGAGAGGUCCUGCGGUGACCAAGAACUUGAUAGGAAUAAUUUCUAGGGGUCCUGAGGUGACCAAGAACUUGAUAGGAAUAAUUUCUAGGGGUUCUGAGGUGACCAAGAACUUGAUAGGAAUAAUUUCAAGGGGUUCUGAGGUGACCAAGAACUUGAUAGGAAUAUUUGGUCCUGAGGUGACCAAGGACCUGAUAGAAAUACGAGUAUUUGUAGGGGUCCUGAGGGGACCUGAGGUGACCAAGGACCUGAUAGGAAUGUAUUCCCUUGUUGUCCUUCUGGAGUAUUUAACGGAGUCCUCGGUUAGUCCUCUUCAAGCAGCCUUUGUAGAGGUCACAGAUCCUCUAGCAAGUAAUGUUGGGUACUCCUUCAUUGAGAACUCGGAAUCUACCUUUUAUCUAACAUUCGACAAUGUUCCAAGAGAGAAACAAUCUUCUCUUGUCUCAGAGUUAGACAGAGUACUAACUAGUCUUCAGUCAGGAAGGAUACCGUGGGAUACAGAAAGAAUGGAGAAUGUUAUUCAGCGACGAAUCCUAGAACAAGUUUCUCAAGUUAGUGUACGGGAGUAUAAGAAGCUUACCAGCCAACCAACCAGUUUUUGGAUAAAAUUGCUGGACCAGUAUCUCGGCAACACCGUCAGAGUUGUGGCCCUCGGUAUUCCCAGUAUACAAGAAGAGAAAAGGUUGAAAACUGAAGAAAAGAACAGGAUCGAAUUGCAAAAACAACAGUUAGGAGAGUCUGGUUUGAAGUUGAAGGAGAAGGAGUUGAAUGACGCUAUGGAGGAGAAUGAAAAGGAGGCUCCUGAACAUGUUCUCAGAUCUAUACCUAUACCCUCAUCUGAUUCUAUCCAGUUCCAUCCUGUGAGCAGCUAUACAAGCCGGUCAGCUGAGCAGAUGGAAGGAUUUGACCUCACCAAAAUGCCAGUAUACUUUCAGUUCGAUCAGGUUUCUUCUAACUUUGUUUACAUCUUCACUGUACUGGGCACCCAGGAUAUUCCAGCAGAACUCAAGAUGUAUCUGCCCCUGCUGCUUGAACUCCUGCUGGAGUCUAGUGUGGAGGACGGGGAGGACAAGUUGACCCACGAGGAGGUUGUUGCAGCUCUAGAGGAACAGUUCCUGACCUCUACAGCUAGCAUUGGAGUCUCAGGCAGUAGAUUUCUUCCCGGGGCCUUCUCUCAAUCUGUUUGUCUCUAUCUACAAACUCAACCUCAGAAAUAUAACAAGGCAGUUGAAUGGAUUAGAAAAAUCCUGUUUUGUACGAAGCUGACACCAGACAGAAUUAGGGUUGUUGCAACUAAGAUGGAUAACAGUAUCUCAGAGCUAAAAAGACAAGGAAGCAGGGUUGUGAACAUCUUGCUGAACAGCCUGAUGUUCCAUGAGAGCAGUAACAUCUACAACGCAAGCAUCCUUCAGCAACAAACAUUUCUUAAGGAUGUACUAAAGAAGCUGGACAGUACGCCUGAAAAGGUUGUUGAACGAUUAGAGAAUAUUAGGCAGAGUCUAACCAAGCCCUCCAAUAUGAUGGUCCAUAUGGCUGCAGAUUUAGAUAACAUCCGCUCUCAAGGUAAUGCUGAGAAACCAUGGUCAAAACUUCUACCUACUGGACACACCUCAAACCCUGCAAGACCAGAAACCAUUGAAGAAACACCAUCUCCAAAAUCUAAGUACUCUUCCAUAAUAUUAGCACAGUCGUCAACUGACCUGACUUAUCUAGAAAAAUCAUGCAUCUUGGAUUUGGAUUAUUUGAGUCCUGAUCUUCCCGCUGUUAUGGUUUGGUGUGAUGUGGUGGCAAAGUCAGAGGUUAAAUUGAAGGGUGGGUGUAACAUUGUACCAGAGUACACCUUGUGUACUGCAGAAAAGGAUCAUGUAAUAGUUGCCCUAGGGGCCUGCGAAUCAUCCUUCAUGGCGAGAAGUGUUCCGUGUAUUACCUCAGCUAAGGAUAAUGAUUUACCCGCACUUCGACUCUUCCUUCAGUAUCUAACUCAGUGUGAGGGUCCAAUGUGGCGACAGAUAAGAGGUCAGGGAUUAGCCUAUGGGUACAACAUGUACCCUGUUGUUAGUAAGGGUCUACUGUACAUAACCUUGUACAGGGCAACACACCCGGUUAAAGCGUACACAGAGGCCCGUAGGAUUGCGAUGAGUUAUGUGAGCGGAGAUGAGGAGUUUAACCUGACCCUUCUGGAGGCCGCUAAGUCCAGUCUCAUUUUCGAGCUUAUAGAGAAGGAGAAAACUAUCGGAGAAGUUGUUGGUGAGAGUCUCAUCUCUUCUUUCAAGGGAGUAGAUAGGGAGUAUAAUAGGGAGUUUCUUCGAAGAAUCAACAAUGUUAGUGUUGAAGAUCUGAAGAGGGUUGGAAACAAGUAUAUUGCUCCGCUCUUUACUCCUUCAUCCUGGACUGCGGUAGUCUGCUCCCCUGCUAAACUUCAGGAGAUUAGGGAUUCAUUCAUCAGUGAGGGAUUAGAGCUCCGUAUUCUGCCUUCCCUUGAUGCUGCCCUGGACUCAGCUUGAACAGAAAUUUCACCUUGUUUCAGACUUUUUUUCAACUUCUGAUUUUUUUGUGAUUUUCUCUUGUUCUGACUUUUUUGCAAUUUUACUGAGAAUUUUCACGCUGUUUCUUUAACUUCUGAUUCAGCCUGUUCUUUAAUUAGUGAUGUUCUCCUGUUCUGAUUAUGUUUUACUGUCUUUAUUCCUACCUUUUCCUUUCUCUUGCAUCAUUUUUUAUUGGAUUUUGUUGUUUUUAACUUAAACUAAUUAUUUGUAGAAAAAUAGCUUCAAUGGGAUAGUUAACUAGGUAAUCAUCUAAUAUAAGAGUGCCAUCAAGGAUCUACAAUAGUAGAAAAAAACCUAACAUUUUGUUUGUAUCAUUAAUCGAAAUUGUGAACAUAUCGUUUGAAAUUACGAACAUUUUGUUCAAAAUAUCGUACCUCUAGGGCUAUACAAAAAUUAGUGAGAUACCCCUGACAAUGAAUAACAAAAUGUUAAGCUUUUAUCUAGAAGAUAAGAACGUGUUCUUGAAUCUUCUUUAAAUAGAAGAUUGUCUAAUACUUCUUUUAUGAAAGUAUUUUCUAAAAGUGUUCCAGUUAAUAACAACCCGUUUUUUUAACCCCUUGCCAUAACAUAUUCUCUUGGUGUACAGUUGUGAAUCCUUGAUGGGGUCACAUUGUAUUAAAUUGUAAAUUUGUUACUGCAAAUAAUUCUGGCUCAUUUUGAUGUUAAGUUUUUUAGCAAAUAUUAAUCUAUGCAAUUCAAUAAAAUGCUUUUUUGUUU
Molecule: messenger RNA, 4461 nt
Organism: Eurytemora carolleeae
Lineage: Eukaryota; Metazoa; Arthropoda; Copepoda; Calanoida; Temoridae
Exons: 42
Coding region: 589-3702 (1037 amino acids)
Biological process (GO): proteolysis
Molecular function (GO): metal ion binding
Source: RefSeq, a predicted model, not a curated record